CGAACUGACAUCAGCUCGAAUUUGACUGGCAUCCAUCUGGCCCUCCCCCUACCAAACCAAAGAUAAAUAAUAAGUUCUUUGCUCCUAUCCAGGCACAGCGCGCGUUCUGCUGAUGUAGGUGUAGCCUAACUAGGCCUAAGCCUUAGGCUUACACGUAUUUCGUUUUCUACAAAUAAUCACCAUCGCUGACCCUACGCUGCAAUUUUUUAGGUCACAGCCUAGGCCUAUUAAUUAGUAGUAGGCUCUAGUACAAAGUCGAUAUCCAGGCGUAGGCCUAGGGCCUAUGCUAGACAGUCCUGGGCCGAGGCCGCCGUAGAGUAGGCCUAAGCCUCCAAGGUGGAGGCCGGUUGGACCGCUGCUGCCUAGACCCGAGGUCGGUUAUCCUGAGUCAUUUCGUAGAGUUAUAGUUAUUCAGAGUUAUAAUUAUUUUGAGUCAAAUAAAAAAAUAAUAAUUUUCUCGCCGUUUAUUAGAAUGUGUGCAUUUAGGCCUAGACAUGCAGACGAAGAACUUGCAGUUUGUGGUAAAACAAAAGGUUUACUGUUAGGCUAAGCCUAGUGUAGGCCUAUGUUUCUAUUAUUAUUUAUAUUUUUAUAAACUCUCAGUUCUUUAAAAAAAUGCACAUCUCAAUCUUAUUAAGUAACACUGAACAGUGAGAUCCAUGUACAGUAUAAUAUUUUUAUAUGGUUCAACAUUUAUUGAUUAUUAUUUUUUUUAGGAAAUGUUUUCUAAUCAAAGUUUGAAACCAGGAACAAUGGUUGAGCUUGAAGAUGAGAAACCUCUUAUGUUACAAGUUUGCCAGCUGAACCAGCAUAUUGUCUGCAUUCUGUGUGCUGGUUACUUUGUAGAUGCUACCACAAUCACAGAAUGUCUUCACACAUUCUGUAAGAGUUGUAUUGUGAAGUAUUUGCAGACAUCAAAACAUUGUCCAAUGUGUAAUAUUAAAAUCCAUGAGACACAACCUCUGGUUAACCUUCGACCUGACCGUACUAUGCAGGACAUUGUGUUUACUUUGGUCCCACACCUUUGGAAAGAUGAGACUUUAAGAAAGAGGGAGUUCUAUAGAUCAAGAGGGAUUGGCAAGAUUCAGAGGAUAAAAGAAGUUGAAGUGAAGAAGCUACUGGCGCAUGAACAAAUACAUCAUCCUACUCAGGAUCAUCUGUUGUCAUUGUGCCUGGAGCAUAUCAGUGAACAUGGCAGCAAGAUUUCAUCCUUUCGUAAAAAAUAUGUGCGAUGUUCAGUGAGGACGUGUAUUUAUCAUCUGCAAAAAAUGUUGAGAAAGAUGCUUAACCUAGCAAGCGCAACUCAGAUAAAUAUACUAUGUAAGGGGCAGCAAUUAGGUCCACCAGAAACAACAAUGAAACAUGUUUGGUUAACACACUGGUUUCAAAAGCCUUCACCAAUGACUCUUCACUUCAAAACUGAGGUCAUUAAAAAACAUGGACAAAAUAACCCUGUUGUAGUAGAAGUUCCUGAACUACAUGCCAGGUGUCAUCCAUCAGUGGAAGCACUGAAUAUGGUUAAGAACACUCAAUGCAAACCACCAGUAGGAAAAUUCACUUUGGUUGAAAAGAUACACUGCCAACCACCAAAAGGAACACUCACAAUGGUUGAGAGCAUGCAGAACCAACCUCUAUUAAGAACUCACACCGUGGUUGAGAGCCGGCAAAGCCAACCGCUAUCAAGAACUCACACCAUGGUUGAAAGCAGGCAAUGCCAACCGCUAUCUAGAACUCACACUAUGGUUGAGAGCGUGCAAAGCCAACCGCUAUCAAGAACCCAAACCAUGGUUGAGAGCAUGCAAAGCCAACCUCUAUCAAGAACUCACACCAUGGUUGACAGCAUGCAAAGCCAACAGCUACCAAGAACUUACACCAUGGUUGAGAGCAUACAAAGCCAACUGCUACCAAGAACUCACACCAUGGUUGACAGCAUGCAAAGCCAACCGUUAUCAAGGACUCACACCGUGGUUGAGAACUCUCAACGCCACUGCCAACAGGACCACUAAGGGAGAACACUCAAUCAAAUUGAUUGCAGAAAAUCAGGUCAAUGUUGUGUUCAACAAAUCUAUAUGUUAGGUAUCCACAAAAAUGUUUAGCACAGUUGUCACACUUUGGUUUAAAGUGUUCUUACCAAUGGAAAGGCCUUAAAGUUGUUGAAACCAGUAAUACAGUAUUUAUAGGUGAUCUAAUAUCAAUAGGCCAGUAUUCUGAAAUCACAGUGCUGCACAUGACAAAACAAAAACGCAACCCAAAAUAUGUCAAUUUACAUCUUUGAUUGGAGAAACUUUGACAGUUCAAGUACCGCUACCCAAAAUAUGUCAAUUUGCAUCUUUGAUUGGAGGGACUUUGACAGUUCAAGUACUUGAUGAGGUUACAUAUUCGCUUUAAUUUAUAGUAUCAUUUAGCAGUGUGGUAUCAUGUGUGAUAUUCUUCUUUUGUGAAUGUUUGCAUUUGCUAAAGACACAAAAUUAAUCAGGAAGUACAAAAUUAACUUUUGGAUUUAUUAAUCUCAUGAACUUCAACAAGUAUGCUGCAAAAACCUUUUGAAUGACCUUAAUUGCUUGUGCAAUUAAUAGUUCUCUGUCUCAGUGGCUAUAGUCAAAGACUUUUUUAGGCUAAUGUGUAGUACACAGAGCAGUAGCAGAUAUGUGAGUGGGCAGGUUCCGUGGUCUACAGUACCUUAGUCAGUGCAUAAAGUGUUUGUUCAUGCUAUUUAGCAUAAUUUAACAAACAGUAAAAAUUAAAUCAACAGAAGUAUGGACCACCAUUACAAACAAAAGCUGACAAAAGCCUGGUUCUCAUGAGAGACCUAGUAUCCAGAUCGGGGGUUAACCAUUAGCGCUAACCGUUAGCACCUGAGAGAAUGACGGAUUGAUUAGUGCUAACCGUUAGCGGUAUCCGGAUACUGCUAACGGUUAGCAAGCGCUAUCGGUUAGCAAGUUGAGCGCGUUUCUAUCAACCAAUCACACGUACGCGUUUACAAUUCCAGUUUCUUAUUGGCCAGUGAUUCGAUCAUAAUAUUCUUGGUAUCCGGAUCGGGAUCUUCUCGUAUGGACGCACAGCAGCUAACGGUUAACCGUUAGAACAUAGCCUAAGGAGGGAGACUUAUGAGACACACAACACAAUUCAAGAAUUUCUCCAAGGGAUUGCUGAUAAAGAAAAAAAUAUGCCUUUUUCGCACUUGGUUUAUUUGUUCUGCCUGCUGUUUGGAGCGACCCUUUUGCCACCCCCUGGAUCUGCCACUGCAGAGACAUGGUAGGCUAUAAUAGACUGACGUGUUAUUGUUAUUUUUUUAUUAUUGAAAGAGUUAGGAUUUCUUAAGAAUCACUCUUAGACCUAAAUUUGAUUACAAUUUUCCUCUUUUCUUCUUUUUUAAAAAUAUUUAAAAUGGGGGGGGGGGUGGGGGGAGAGGAGGGCACUCUGGUGCUUGCUCGCCCGCCCUUUGAUGUAUUUCUUAGGCCUACUUUGCAAUAAUUGUAUUUUCUAUCUAAAAUGUUCUGUUUCACAUAUUGUUGACAGAAAAUAAUACAAAAAUAUAUAUCGUAUAUAAUUUCCAAUAAAUUAAUUUUGCCCGUAAAC
Molecule: messenger RNA, 3579 nt
Organism: Anneissia japonica
Lineage: Eukaryota; Metazoa; Echinodermata; Crinoidea; Comatulida; Comatulidae
Product: polycomb group RING finger protein 1-like
Exons: 7
Coding region: 720-2006 (428 amino acids)
Biological process (GO): negative regulation of transcription by RNA polymerase II
Cellular component (GO): PRC1 complex
Molecular function (GO): promoter-specific chromatin binding
Source: RefSeq, a predicted model, not a curated record